This is a messenger RNA of Aureobasidium vineae, 2022 nucleotides long. NCBI's taxonomy places the organism in Eukaryota, Fungi, Ascomycota, Dothideomycetes, Dothideales, Saccotheciaceae. The record is from the annotation of a GenBank genome assembly.
AUGGAGCAAUCACCGUUGACACAACAAUCACGCCCUGAGACGUUCGAACCCAAGGUCGUACAGCUCUAUCGUCAAUUUAUCAGGGAUCGUGAUGAAGACAACAAGCCAGAAGGCUUCUGGAGGGAAUUCUUUCUCCUAAAGCCAGAUAACGCACGCUUCGGACAAAUACUGGACGACCUGGAAGCCAUAGAUCUAUUACAAGUCUCGCAUCAUUGCGAACAGUUCGUCUCCCACGCUAUCAAGUAUGCCAAAUCCGGGACAUCGCCCUCAGACGAGAACGCUCUUGAUGUAUGUAAUAUUCUUGACUUUCAUGUUCACCCCAACUUACAACUCAGANACUUGACAGUGUUUCUCACAAAAGUGUUUUCGAAGAGAUACACGAAUCCCAGCUCAGAUAUCAUUGAAGUGCUAGCCGGACUCGAUAACAUCGAUACUGUUUUCAACGACCUUGUGACGGUACUGGACACGACCAUAAGCUCUGGAAAGACAGUCCGCAUACAGAAGAAGGCCGUACAAGUGGCUCUUUGCGUGGCCUCAGGGGCUUUCCAAACAGGCCUACUCACAUACUUUACACAACGAGACUUCUUUCCUGCCUUGAUGAGAGUGAGUAUAAGAAUAAACUCAUUGCGACCUUUACUAAUAGCAAUAGNNCUCAUCCAUGACCUAGAAGAUCCACUGGACGCAGCACAUCCACUUCUUCUAGCGGGACUCCUGGCGAACUACAACAAGUUCGAAACCUACAACCCUUAUCAUGCCCGAUUUGCUGACUUUGUCAACCGCGAAACGAUUGUCCAGAUCUGCAAAUCAAUCGAAAGCACUUGUGUGUUUCUGAGAGAUCAAUACGUCGCCAUCCAGGACGAUGUUCCUGAAGCCUGGAGUAUCGGAGGCACCUUGAGUUACAUUGGUCUUGGAGCUCUUGCAGGUGCAAAGCCUGCAACCCCUGCACCUACCGAGGACGAGAUGAAAGCAAAGUUUGCUGAACAGCCGCAACCACAAGCAGGAACACUACUCACAAUCUAUGACUUUGUGGUUGCCAACAAGUCUUUCAGCGCAGACUUUGUUCGAGCAUACACAGAGGACAAGACACAGAGUUCACCGAUAGCUCAAUAUCUCUCUUUCUGCUCAUACCUGUAUCAGCACGCCUAUCGCUCGCAAAGGGCGACGCAGUAUGCUCACCUCACUUUAUCCACGAUACAAAACCUGGUCGAGGAUCUGGAUGUUGUGAAGAAGUUGUGCGAGACGACUGUUCCAGUGCGUCUGAGCCGUCAACGACCGCCGCAGCUGCCUUUGGUUGCCGGGGACCGCACACUUGCCGCAAACAUAAUCGAUGUCAUGAUCGACAGCAUCAACCACAACCUACGGAAAAAGCUUGAUGUCGAGCUGUACAUGCUGAACGUCGGUAUUCUCUUGCGCCUCGUCACAUACCUCAGCAAAGCAAGAAUACGCCUGAGUAAGUCGAAACAUGCAUUAAACACGAUACCUAGCAAUAGGCUGACUCUGAGAAAACAGCAUNACCACUGGCCAGAGCUCUGGCGAUCACUCCUAGCCUUUGUCCGUUUCCUCACCAUCUACGCCGAUGACCUACGCUCUCUCCACCGCAUAGACGAACUAAUCCACACCCUAACCUGCCUACUCUCCCUCUCCCUCACCAACGGCGAAACCUUUCUUCCAGACACAGCCAGCUACGACGACAUUUCCUACAAACUCGUUGAAUUCGGCCCCUCCCUACUCUCUUUCCGCGAUGCCUACUCCUUACAAAAAGGCGAAACGGCAGCUGCAAUGAAUAUCUUGGUGCAUGUGUCCAAGCACUACAGCGAUCUUAUUGCAAGCCAAAAGGGCAAAUCCAAAAAUCUGAGCCCUAGAGAAGUGCAAAAGAUUAUCAAAGAAGGAUAUGAGACGUUGAGUAUCGAGGCCAAGGAGGGAUUAGAUCAUUGGGAUAUGUAUCGUGAGGCGGAACACAAGGCGCAGUUGAAGAAGAUAGCAAGGACGGCUUGCGCGGAUGCAAGAGCACUGAUGGUGUAA